Molecule: messenger RNA, 6311 nt
Organism: Dromiciops gliroides (monito del monte)
Lineage: Eukaryota; Metazoa; Chordata; Mammalia; Microbiotheria; Microbiotheriidae
Gene: MYO3A
Product: myosin IIIA
Exons: 34
Coding region: 110-4984 (1624 amino acids)
Biological process (GO): protein phosphorylation
Cellular component (GO): myosin complex
Molecular function (GO): ATP binding; cytoskeletal motor activity; protein kinase activity
Source: RefSeq, a predicted model, not a curated record
GCUGGGGCUGAUUCAAGAAAAGGCCAACUAAGAAGCCAAGAAGUCCACAGUUUACUAUGAUCAAGAACAAGACUGGGAGCCUAGUAAGCAAGAAACAUAAGCCUUUGAGAUGCUUCCAUUCACUGGAAAAACUAUCACGUUUGAUAGCUUUCCUGAUCCUUCAGAUACAUGGGAAAUCACUGAAACAAUCGGCAAAGGAACUUACGGGAAAGUUUUUAAAGUGUUGAACAAGAAAAAUGGCCAAAAAGCAGCUGUUAAAAUCCUGGACCCAGUCCACGAUAUUGAUGAAGAGAUAGAAGCAGAAUAUCACAUCUUGAAAGCCCUCUCUGAUCACCCCAAUGUAGUCAAGUUCUACGGGAUGUACUUCAAGAAGGACAAAAAGAAUGGCGACAAGCUCUGGUUGGUUCUUGAGCUGUGCAAUGGAGGAUCGGUGACUGAUCUUGUAAAAGGACUUUUGAAGAGAGGAGAAAGAAUGAGUGAACUUAUUAUUGCCUAUAUUUUACAUGAAGCACUAAUGGGGCUACAGCACUUGCACAACAACAAUACUAUCCACAGGGACGUGAAAGGCAAUAAUAUCCUCUUGACCACUGAAGGCGGAGUUAAGCUAGUGGAUUUUGGUGUGUCAGCCCAGCUAACCAGUACUCGGCAUCGUCGGAACACAUCUGUAGGAACACCAUUUUGGAUGGCUCCUGAGGUCAUUGCAUGUGAACAGCAGCUGGAUAGCACCUAUGAUGCCAGGUGCGAUGCAUGGUCAUUGGGCAUUACCGCUAUCGAGUUAGGAGAUGGAGACCCGCCUUUUGCUGAUCUGCACCCUAUGAGAGCACUAUUCAAAAUACCAAGAAGUCCACCUCCAACUCUAAGACAACCAGAACUGUGGACAGCAGAAUUUAAUGACUUUAUUAACAAGUGCUUGACUAAAGAUUAUGAGAAGCGGCCAACCGUGUCUGAUCUUUUGCAGCAUGAAUUCAUUACCCAAAUUGAGGGCAAAGAUGUGAUGUUACAGAAACAACUUACGGAAUUCAUUGAAGCUCACCAGCAACUGGGAGUCACUGAAAGGGCCAGACAUGAGCGUAUUCAUACCAAGAAAAGUAUCUACAGUAAAGCUUCAGUGUCCUCUCCAAAGGAUGUGGAUGAUUUAGCUACUCUUGAAGUCUUGGAUGAGAAGACAGUGUCAGAACAGCUUCAGAAAUGCUAUUCCCGUGAUCAGAUCUACAUCUAUGUUGGAGAUAUACUCAUUGCAAUUAACCCAUUUCAGAAUUUGGACCUUUAUUCCACAAAGCAUUCAAAACUCUACAUUGGAGCAAAGCGAACUGCCAACCCUCCCCACAUCUUCGCAGUGGCAGACUUAGGCUAUCAAUCCAUGGUGACAUAUAAUUCAGAUCAGUGUAUUGUCAUUUCUGGAGAAAGUGGGUCUGGAAAGACUGAAAGUGCCCAUCUCUUAGUGCAGCAACUAACUGUGCUUGGAAAGGCUAAUAACAGAACUCUACAGGAAAAGAUUCUCCAAGUGAACAAUCUGGUGGAAGCUUUUGGCAAUGCCUGUACUAUUAUUAAUGAUAAUUCAAGUCGUUUUGGAAAAUAUUUAGAAAUGAAUUUCACCUCCGCUGGAGUUGUGAUAGGAGCUCAAAUUUCAGAAUAUUUACUUGAAAAGUCCAGAGUUAUCCACCAAGCUGUUGGAGAGAAAAAUUUCCAUAUUUUUUAUUACAUCUAUGCGGGUUUGGCUGAAAAGAAAAAACUGGCCCAUUACAAAUUGCCUGAAAAUAAACCUCCCAGGUACCUCCAAAAUGAACAUCUCAGAAUGCAGCAGGACUUGUUGAACAAUAGUUUCUAUAAGUCCCAAUUUGAAUUAAUUGAACAAUGCUUCAAAGUGAUAGGCUUCACAAUGGAGGAACUUGGAAGUGUAUACAGCAUUCUAGCAGCCAUUUUAAAUGUGGGUAAUAUUGAAUUUUUGUCUGUGGCAACUGAGCACCAGAUGGACAAAAGCAACAUUGCCAACCCAGCAGCACUUGAGAACUCUGCUGCUCUGCUUUUCAUUCAGGCAGAUGAGCUACAAGAAGCUCUCACCUCCCACUGUGUGGUGACUCGAGGAGAAACAAUUAUUCGUCCUAAUACCAUGGAAAAGGCUAAUGACGUCAGAGACGCCACAGCAAAGACACUCUACGGUCGACUCUUCAGUUGGAUCGUCAAUCGCAUUAACAGUUUACUGAAGCAUGACGCAUCACAAAGUGGGACUGAUGGUGAGCUGAAUAUUGGCAUCCUAGACAUCUUUGGCUUUGAAAACUUCAGAAAAAAUUCCUUUGAGCAGCUAUGCAUUAAUAUUGCAAAUGAACAGAUUCAAUUCUACUUCAAUCAACAUGUGUUUGCAUGGGAACAGAAUGAAUACCUAAAUGAAGAUGUUGAUGCUAGAGUUAUUGAAUAUGAAGAUAAUCGACCUAUCUUAGAUAUGUUUCUGGAGAAACCAAUGGGUUUGCUCUCUCUACUUGAUGAAGAAAGUCGAUUCCCUAGAGCCACUGAUCAGACCCUUGUUGAAAAAUUUGAGGAUAACUUGAAAUCAAAGUACUUCUGGAGGGCCAAAAGACUGGAACUCACUUUUGGAAUUCAUCAUUAUGCAGGAAAGGUCCUUUAUCAUGCAAGUGGGUUCUUGGCUAAAAACAGGGAUACCCUUCCAACUGACAUAGUGCUGCUCCUGAGGUCAUCAGAAAACCACGUCAUUCGACAGCUGGUAAAUCAUCCUCUUACCAAAACAGGUAAUCUGCCAUAUUCUAAAAAUAAAAAUGUAAUAAACUAUCAACUAAGGACCUCAGAAAGAUCAAUCAACCUAUCAAAGGGAGAAAAUGGAGAAUCUACAUAUCUUGCAAGAGAGACAACCAACAUGAAAACACAGACUGUUGCAUCCUAUUUCAGAUAUUCCCUGAUGGAUUUAUUAUCGAAGAUGGUGGUUGGUCAGCCUCACUUCGUUCGUUGCAUCAAACCAAAUAACGAUCGCCAGGCCAGGAAAUUUGAUGAGGAGAAAGUUAUGUUACAGUUGCGCUACACGGGAAUUUUGGAAACAGCGAGGAUUCGGAGACAGGGUUAUUCCCAUCGUAUACUUUUUGCCAACUUCAUAAAGCGGUACUAUAUCCUCUGCUUCAAAUCAAGUGAGGAACCUCCAGUAAACCCUGAAACCUGUGCUGCCAUCUUAGAACAAGCUGGUCUUGAUAACUGGGCUCUUGGAAAAACCAAAGUGUUCCUUAAAUAUUAUCAUGUGGAAGAGUUGAAUUUAAUGAGAAAGGAAAAAGUUGACAAGAUCAUAUUGAUACAGGCCUGUGUCAGAGGAUUCUUGGGUUCAAAGAGGUAUAAAAAAUUACAGGAGAAAAGGAAAGAGAGCGCUACUAAGAUCCAGUCAGUUGCACGAGGGCAUCUGGUUAGGAAACAAAGGAAAGAGAUGGCUGAAAAGAGAGAAAAAGAAGUCACAACUCUCCAGAUUCAUGACCAGGAAUUUGAAAGAAAGUUCAGCUUUGAAAGGAAAAGGGACUUCCUUGUGGAGAAAGAAUACUCUAAAAAUGUGGUUCCUGCUAAUGAUACAUUCAAUCAAUCUUAUAAAGGAAGUGUAUCGGUUAUGAAAGCAUCUAGUUUUAAGGCUAAAGAGGAGGACAUCAAUGGCAUUCGAAAUAACUACAGAGAACAUCAAAUAAACCAUAUACGUGGGAAAGAACUUCAGCAAGAAUUGGCUCCAAUGGAAGGCUUGAACCCAAAAGUAAGCCUGGAACCAUUUGGUAGAAAGGAGUGGGAAGAUGUAACUAAGAUAGAGACCACCGAGAAAGAUACUGUUGUGAUGCAGAGGAACCACCAGGGCUACAAUGAAGAAAAUAAUUUUGAGGAACUAAAAAUAGCAUAUUCUGAUGGGAAAAGCAUGUCAGAAAAGCCAAACUAUAUGGGAUAUCAAUUCCAAGAGCGUGGCGCCCGCCAGGGUUCAUUUAAAAAACCAUUGGAAGCUAGUCUCAGUUUAAGGUAUCAAAGUGAAGAUAGUAAAAAGAAAGAAAGAAGAUCAUCUUCCUUUAUCCAGAAUCAUUCAAAGCAUGGCCAGGAGAAAAGCCAUCUGAAACAUGAAGGAAUAAUUCCCAGAGGUAGGAAGGCAGAAAUAAAACAAGAGUCUGUCAAAGAGAAAGAAAAACAAGUUGAGCAGAAGAGACAAGACUUGGAAGAAGAUAAAGCCGCAGUGUUCAUUCAGAACAAAUAUCGAGGGUAUAGAAGGAGACAACAGUUAAGGGAUGGAAAGCCCCCUUCUGUUAAAAGCCAAGAGCUUGCCUCAGAAAAAACAGAAAUAGGAAGACACACUUGCAAUGUAUAUUCCUAUUCAAUGAACCAGAGGGGAAGUUUUAAUGUCAAGGCCAAGGAUGAGAAGGAUUUAAAGGCAAUUUCAGAGAAAGAAGCCUAUGACUUGGCUAUUUUUUCAAAGCAGAUAUCAAGGUUAUCAGAAGACUAUUUCAUUCUGCAGAAAAAACUGAAUGAAAUUAUUUUGUUGCACCACCUGAAGCCUGUUUACCUUCAUGUUCAUCCACCAAUCAAGCCAAUUAAUAGACGAGUUCCUUCUCAUCACUGUAUGGCAGGUAUCUCUAAAGAAGAGCCAAAAUUAUUGAGACCUCCAAGAAGACCAUCAAAACCCAAAACAUUAAAUAAUCCUGAAGACUCUACGUAUUACUAUCUGUUACAUAAAUCAAUUCAAGAAGAAAAACGAAGACCAAGGAAAAACAGUCAGGGGAAAGUGCUAGAUUUAGAGGAUUUCUAUUACAAAGGAUUUUCAGCUAGUCGCUCUGGACUGAAAGAACAUAAACAUUACAUGAGAGAAAGAAGACCACGAACAGAACUCCAGAACUCAUGUUUUAAGGCUGAUGAAAGUUGUUGGGCUAUGGCAAACUCAGGAGAAGUCCCUGGAGAUAAUCCUUAUGACUACAGGAAACUGCUCCGGAAAACCUCCCAGCGCCGUCGACUAGUCCAGCAGUUUUAGCCAUUUCCAGGGCUUGUUGCUGCUAUCACCUUUUGUCUUCCCUAGCCUAGACAAGGCAUAUUUCCUUGCUUGUUUGGGGCUGCCUUCCUUCCUGCUUUAUAACCAGAGUUCCCAGAAAUGGCAGAUUUGGGGAGCCCUGCCCCUUAAUAUAGGGAAGAUAUCCACCCAGGGGCACAGAAAGACAGCCAGAAAGGACAAACUCACAGUUGUGAGAAUCAGGAGAUGCUACACCCUCUGGACCAUGAGAAAAUGUGAGACAUAUCUGACCAGGAACAUUCUCUUCCAUUGUCCACUGCCAGUCUCUCCCAUCAGCUGCAUGUCAAUGGCUUUUAGUUUUCUUGAUUGUCACAAGGUAUCAGGAGACCGACAGGGAGGGCAUUUCUUUGGGAAACCUUUAUCCCAACAAGAGCAGUUGGUAAAUGCACUCUUCUCUACCUUCAAUUGAAAACUGCUUGUCUUAAUAUUUCCCAAAAAAAUUUUUUUUUAUUUUUAAAAAAUAAUUCACUUAACUUGUAAAUUAGGCUCAUGUUUGCUGUGAGGAUGACUCCCUAGCCAAAACUGAACUGAAGACCAAGACAGCAUGACCAUCACCUUUUCCCUACCACUAUUCAAAGGUCGAGUGUCUAGAGAGAUAUUUCCUCUCCCAGAAUUCUGUCCUUCUAAGGCCAUUGAACUGGUUGCUGGGCAUUAUCCUUUAACUGGCUAAGUCUCCAGCAAAGUUUGAGUGCUUCAGAUGAUGUAAACCUAUUUUUCCACCACCUUUGUUAUUAAAAUUACAAAACAAAUGAAGAAACCUUUGGGAAAUAUUUUCUCUGGUGGCUGCUCAAGAAUUUAACUUCGAUGACUGGAAAAGGUGGGUACAUGCUCCCCUAUAUCUGAAGUGAAGGUAAAAUAGAACUGCAGCUGGUGAAUAUCAAUGGAGCAGUCUUUUUUGAUUAAGAAUACUUUGGGUUUCUGGAAACGUGUUUCUCCUUAUUUAGACUCCCAGUUCUAGGUUUCGUUCUUAAACAUUCUAUGGGCUCCAGGUCUCUUUAUAUCUUGUUAAAAAAUUUUCUGUUAAAUGUAUCUGUUUAAUGAAAUUCCAGGUAGCAGGUAGGGGCAAGGAGCUCAGAUUUAAAUUGGCUUAUUAAGUCAUAUUCUAGAAGGUGACAGACAACAAUGCCCCCUAGUAGAUGUUGCUAUCCAUAAGUAGCUCUGGGCUCAUCUGGCUGCCUUUCCAGCACACUUCUCACUCUUUUACAUCUACCUACAGAGAACAGAACUGGAGCUGGUUGUUAGACAUUCCAUGCAGGAUGGUUAAAAAAAAUGGGGAGAAAAAGGAGGAUUG